Molecule: messenger RNA, 867 nt
Organism: Neohortaea acidophila
Lineage: Eukaryota; Fungi; Ascomycota; Dothideomycetes; Mycosphaerellales; Teratosphaeriaceae
Exons: 2
Coding region: 1-867 (288 amino acids)
Source: RefSeq, a predicted model, not a curated record
AUGGACCCCAUCGUGCUGGCCGCGAGGGAGAAAUACACGCAGCCGAAAGCAGUAGUGGUACAGGAGGAGCUGACUGAGUUUCAGCGGGAGUUGGCGAAGAAUCCCUUCGCGCAAAGCCUCGCCUCUCCCAUCCGCCAAUGCUCGCUCACUCGAGUCCGGCUCCCCACACACUUCCUCCAACCCUUCAGCACCGUCGUCUCCUCCACCCGCUUCGCCCCGGAAGGCGACAAACGCCCGCAUCUCCUGCCGCAUCCCGCGCGCACCCGCCAUGAGGCGUACGUCUCGACCGGCUCGUCGAGCUACGUUAUCAAUCGCCGCCACGUGCUGGACUAUUUGAAUCGCAAGGGUAAAUGGACCGCGGCGGUGUCGUUCCGCAUGCAAGAGGGGUAUGCGAAGGUGGGGGUGAAGAAGAGGGCCAAGGUGGGGGAUACGUGGGUUUGGGAUCGGGAGAUGCCGGAGCGGAUAUUGGGGGAUUUGAGGGCGGAGGUGGUCAAGAGGCUGGAGGAGUGUUGUGGAAUGACGGAGGAGGGGAAGAAGCUCGACUUGAUCGUGUCACUCGACACCGUUGCAGAUCGCCGCGGUAUUACGCCCGCCGCGUUAUUACGGGUGGAAUCGACAGCAGCACCCCUGGCCCUCGCUGUCGUCAACCCCUGGCUUCCAGUCUACGACCUUCCGACGCUUCUCGGACCCGCCAUCUUCUCCUCCUCCACACUAUCUAAACGUCACCCCGCAUCACCGACCCUCGCAAUCUUCCAACACCCCAGCACCAUCAGCUUGCUACUCGCUCUCGACCGACUGGCGACGUAUACGCGAGCUCCCACAACCCGUGCAAACGGAUUAGGGCAACCCGCAAUUUUUUCGCUAUGA